AUGCCUAUGCUUCGGGAGCCCUGGAAAAAGUACCGCAAGUUCAAGCCACUUGACUUGCCUAACCGACAAUGGCCCUCAAGGACCAACGACAAGCCGCCCCGGUGGCUGGCCACUGACUUGCGAGACGGAAACCAGAGUCUCGUCGAUCCUAUGGACGGUGAACAAAAGCUCCGCUUCUUCAAGAUGCUUGUUGAGCUCGGUUACAAGGAAAUCGAAGUCUCCUUCCCUUCCGCCUCGCAGACCGACUACGAUUUCACGAGAUCCCUCGUCGAGACUCCCGGCGUGGUCCCGGACGACGUGUGGUUACAGGUCCUUUCCCCCUGUCGCGAGGACUUCAUCCGGCGGACUGUGGAGUCUUUGAGAGGCGCAAAAAAGGCAAUUUUACAUUUAUAUCUCGCUACCAGCGAAUGCUUUCGCAAGAUUGUGUUUGGCAUGACUGAAGACGAGACCCUUGCUCUGGCGGUCAAGUGCACCAAGUUUGCUCGGUCCAUCACCAAGGAUGACCCCAGCCAGGCGGGAACAGAAUGGCUUUACGAAUUCUCCCCGGAGACCUUCUCAGAUACCUCGCCCGAGUUUGCGGUGCGAAUUUGUGAGGCGGUGAAGGCCGCGUGGGAGCCCACUGAGGACAGCAAAUUGAUCUUCAAUCUCCCAGCCACGGUCGAAAUGGCCACGCCGAAUAUAUUCGCAGACCAGAUCGAAUACUUUUGCACACAUAUGACCGAGCGCGAGAAAUUUUGUGUCUCUGUGCAUCCCCACAAUGACCGAGGCUGUGCUGUGGCAGCAGCAGAACUUGCACAAAUGGCGGGCGCCGAAAGAGUCGAGGGCACUCUGUUCGGCAAUGGAGAACGAACCGGAAACGUCGAUCUCGUGACCUUGGCUCUGAACUUGUAUACACAGGGUAUUUGGCCUAAUGUCGACUUCAGCGACAUAAACAAGGUCAUUCGUGUCUGUGAAGAAUCGACGAAGAUCCCCGUCAAUGAGAGGUGGCCGUACGGUGGCCAGUUGGUUGUUUGUGCCUUCAGUGGCUCACACCAGGACGCCAUCAAAAAAGGGUUUAAUGUCAGGAAAAAGGAAGGCCUUGGGCCAGAGGAUCCGUGGGUCCUCCCCUAUCUGCCACUCGAUCCUCAAGAUAUUGGACGUACAUACGAAGCAGUGAUUAGGGUCAACUCACAGUCUGGUAAAGGGGGCGUGGCCUGGAUCAUCCAGCGCAGUCUCGAACUCGACCUGCCCCGUGGGUUGCAGAUCGCAUUCAGCAAGAUAGUCCAAAAAGAAGCUGAUGCCAAGGGUCGAGAGUUGCUUCCCCGGGAAAUUCAGGCUCUGUUCGAAGAGUCGUAUCAUCUCAAGAAGAACCCAAGAUUUACCCUCGUUGACUACAACAUCACAGCUGUCCGGACUCCGUCACCGGCUCCUCAGAUGAAGAGCUCAGCCGGUCAGCCACCCCAGACCACGGCGCCGGCUCAAAAUACCUCGACAGCGAAACGGCAGUUUGCCGGUAUCAUCGCCAUCGACGGUGUUCAACAUCCGAUUGUGGGGGUGGGCAACGGCGCCAUUUCCUCCUUGGCCAACGCUUUGCAUUCCUUGGGAAUCGACCUUGACGUCGCGGACUACAAGGAACAUGCCAUUGGUGAGGGCAGAGAAGUCAAAGCUGCCACGUACAUCGAGUGUACGGCGAGCAACUCAAACGAGAAAGUAUGGGGAGUGGGUAUACAUGAGGAUGUGGUCCAGGCUUCCUUGAUUGCGUUGUUAAGUGCGGCAAGCUCGUUCUUGACAUCACGGGUUUCCACGCCAGUUCCCUUUAAACCCAAGCACUUGAGGCAGUUUUCCGAAGCGGAGCUGGAGGCUUUGGAGCGAUUGAAUCUCAACGGUCCCGAUAGCCCUAACAGCCCGUUAAGAACGUCCGUGACUGCAACAGAGGCAAGUACUACGCCGUCGAAAUUGAAUAUGGAGACGAAUCCGAGCAGCGUCGCCGCGCAAAAGAUUAACAUUGACAUGCUGGAGCAAAAGGCUGAAACCAUCAACGGGCACGUGGAAAAUUCCUAG
Fonsecaea erecta is the source of this 2040-nucleotide messenger RNA. RefSeq names its product 2-isopropylmalate synthase. Lineage: Eukaryota; Fungi; Ascomycota; Eurotiomycetes; Chaetothyriales; Herpotrichiellaceae. The transcript has 4 exons. The coding region runs from base 1 to 2040 and encodes 679 amino acids. The record is from RefSeq and is a predicted model, not a curated record. Gene Ontology annotation, molecular function: 2-isopropylmalate synthase activity. Gene Ontology annotation, cellular component: mitochondrion. Gene Ontology annotation, biological process: L-leucine biosynthetic process.